CUCUCUUCCGCACAUUCCUCUCCUUCCCGCAACACUCUCAAGACAACUUCAUAUCACCAAAUGGCAGCCAGGAAACGGAAGAACGCCAACAAGCACGCUAACCACAGUGAAUCCAACGGACAUGCCAACAGCAAGGAAAACGAUUCUCACAGCAUACAAAGCAAUGAAGCCGCCCAGGAAAUCAAGGACGCUAUUACAAAACUCUCCAGUACCUUGCCGAAGGAUACUAAGCUCGAGGUCAGGCACCCGUCCCUCAGCCGAAAUCCCUCUGUUUCAAACUACCUCCACCAUGCUUUAUUUAUAUCUGAAGCAGAGGCGAACGAGCGCAAGAAGCUUGGUGCAGGAACUCGUCGUCGAGUCAUUCUUAUGCUCGGAAUCAUCAUCGGUAUGGGUCUCACGACCUUGCUGAUGGGACAGACCAGGGACGCGGCUUACAUUGAGGCGUUCUCGCACUACUUCCAGGACUUUGAUCUGGCAUCGAUGGUACCAACUGGCAUGAUUCCGGAAGAAUUCAUUGGGAAUGUGUCUGCCAUGUUUAAGCCAGAGAUCUUGAUGGAAGAGGAGUUCUACCCUGGCGAGGAGCUUCGUCAACAUCAUGGUUACAAACCCAAAUACCCUGUAACGAUGAUUCCAGGAAUUGUAUCGACCGGCCUCGAAUCUUGGUCGACCACGCAUAAUUGUUCUCAAAAAUACUUUCGCAAGCGCAUGUGGGGAACGACAACAAUGUUUAAGGCAGUAUUGCUGGACAAGGAAUGCUGGAUCACCAAUAUGCGUCUGGACUCGAAAACUGGGCUUGAUCCUGAGGGUAUUCGCUUGCGCGCAGCUCAGGGGCUUGAGGCUGCCGAUUAUCUCGUACCUGGGUACUGGGUAUGGGCACCUAUCAUCAAGAAUCUAGCAGCAAUAGGAUACGAUAACAACAACAUGCAUUUAGCUUCUUACGACUGGAGACUUGCUUUUUCUAAUCUGGAGAUCAGGGACAACUAUUUUUCAAGACUCAAGUCCAGCCUGGAGCUGUCUCUCAAAGUUACAGGCGAGAAGCACGUUCUAGUGGCUCAUUCUAUGGGAUCCAAUGUCCUAUUUUAUUUCUUUAAAUGGGUCGAGUCCGAGAAGGGCGGAAAAGGAGGUCCUAAUUGGGUCAAGAACCACGUUCAUACCUUUGUCAACAUCGCUGGUCCCAUGCUGGGUGUACCAAAGACACUGGCCGCUGUGCUCUCAGGGGAAGUCCGAGACACGGCUCAGCUUGGAGUCGUUAGUGCUUAUGUCCUCGAGAAAUUUUUCUCCAGAAGGGAACGCGCAGACUUGUUCAGGAGCUGGGGCGGCCUCUCUAGUAUGAUACCUAAAGGUGGAGACCGCGUCUGGGGUACAGUUAAGGGCGCACCUGAUGAUGGAACUCACGAUGAGGAAGAGACGCUGGUGAACGAAAAGAUAGCAAAGAACCAGGAGGCUCCCGGAGCAACUUCCAAGGAUAAUUGGGGCGGCAAGAAAUCACCCUCCUUCGGGGCGAUGCUGGCAUUCGCAGAGGGUUCUGACAUGGAUCACCACACAAUGGACGAUAGCAUGGUUCUUUUAUCCAAAAUGGCUGGGGUCGAUUACAACAAGAUGCUGGCUCAAAAUUAUACCGUUGGAGCUUCUGUCACCAAGGCAGAGAUGGAUAAGACAAACGAUCUCCCAGCUAGUUGGACUAACCCUUUGCAGGCGACUCUACCGAACGCACCCAAUAUGAAGAUUUACUGCCUAUAUGGUGUGGGCAAGUCGACUGAGCGCAGCUAUACAUACAACCGUAUGAGUGACUUUACUCCUCCAAUUUUCGACCAACGACCGGGCAACGUCUCAGAUGAGACCGGAAAGAUCCCCAACAUUUACAUCGAUACCUCAGCUCACGACGACAAGCUGGGCAUCAGCUACGGUAUCCAUCAGGGCGAUGGAGAUGGAACGGUGCCAUUGCUGUCGACGGGCUACAUGUGUGUGGAAGGAUGGAAGAAGAAGCUGUAUAACCCCACGGGGAUCAAGGUCAUCACACGCGAAUUCACCCACCAGAGCAGCCCAUCUCCUGUCGACAUCCGAGGAGGCAAGAGAACAGCAGACCAUGUGGAUAUCCUGGGCAACUACCAGGUCACGAAGGAUCUUCUUGCCAUUGUAGCUGGACGUGACGGCGAUGGACUGGAAGAACAGAUCUUCUCCAAGAUCCGCGAGUAUUCUGACAAGGUUGACCUCUAAUCCAAGAUACGUACUGUAUCCACUCUCUUCCAACUGCACAUACACAUGCGCCCACACAAAGGCAUGCGUAUGUUCCUAAGCAUAGCACCGAUCCAUUAUCAUAAAAGCGUUUAUUUACUCUGUC
Gamsiella multidivaricata is the source of this 2341-nucleotide messenger RNA. RefSeq names its product Lecithin:cholesterol acyltransferase-domain-containing protein. Gene Ontology annotation, cellular component: cytoplasm; perinuclear endoplasmic reticulum. Bases 61 to 2217 code for a protein of 718 amino acids. Gene Ontology annotation, biological process: lipid storage; triglyceride biosynthetic process. Gene Ontology annotation, molecular function: phospholipid:diacylglycerol acyltransferase activity. NCBI's taxonomy places the organism in Eukaryota, Fungi, Mortierellomycota, Mortierellomycetes, Mortierellales, Mortierellaceae. The record is from RefSeq and is a predicted model, not a curated record. The transcript has 6 exons.